GGCGCUACCACUACAUUUCCUUGCCUUCCUCUCCGAGUCUAUAUAUGCGCUCACCUUCCCCGCACCUCUCCAUUGCUAUCCGGCCACGGUUCUCCUCUUUUCUCACACAAGUUUGUAAGAUUCAUUCCUCCGUGGUGCAUGUGAGAUGGGGCUCGACGUCGGAGAGAUUGGGAUGGACGCCGAUUUGAGCCUGGAUCUGAGGUGCUUCGCCUCCAAGGCCGUGAGGCAGACCAAGGACGCGCCGGCGUCGGACAUGGACGCUUGCAUCCGGCGGCUCGAGGAGGAGCGGGGCAAGAUCGAGAUGUUUAGGCGGGAGCUCCCGCUCUGCGCGCGCCUCCUCGCCGACGUGAUCGAUGCCAUGAAGGAAGAGGCGGAGAAGAAGAAGAGUGAUCGCAAGGAGGAAGACGAGGAGGGCGCCGCCGGCGACAAGAGCAAGUGGAUGAGCACGGCGCAGCUCUGGACAGGCGAUUCUGGCCGGGAUGAUGCCGAAUCAGAGAAGCAAGACAAGGGGAGGAACUCGUCGGUGGCGAAGUCUCGCGGCUGCGGCGGCGCGUUCAUGCCAUUCAAGGCUGUGGGCUCCGGUGGGCCGGCGUUCGCGCCGCCGUGCUCCAGAAAGAAUGAUACGGCUGCGGACGUGGCGAUGCCGGAUCUGUUCUUGCUGUCGCCGCCGUCGAUCAAGAGCGCUCCGGCUACCUGCGCUGUCGUUGAGGAAAGCCGUCGGCAAGUUGUAGGAUUUGCACAAGCAGCAGCGAGGGCGGCCGCCAUGGCACCAUCUGACCCUGCGCUUAGCCUCCAAUCUCAACCACAGCAGACAGCACAGCAGCAGCAGCAGGCUAGGAAGGCGAGGCGAUGCUGGUCGCCGGAGCUUCACCGCCAGUUCGUCGCUGCCUUGAAUCAACUUGGUGGCCCCCAAGUUGCCACUCCAAAGCAAAUCAGGGAGCUGAUGAAGGUGGAUGGCCUGACAAACGAUGAAGUGAAAAGCCAUCUCCAGAAGUACCGCCUGCACAACCGAAGGGCGCCUGGAUCCGCCGUUGUAAGCCAGCCGAUCGUGCUUAUGGGAGGGCUCUGGAUCCCCCAGGAGCAAAGCAGCUCCCAGUCUGGGUCUCCCCAGGGCCCCUUCCAUUUGUCAACCUCAGGCAUCGCCGUUUCAUCGGCGGCUACCGUCAGUUGUGAGGAGGAAGAUGGCAGGUCUGAGAGCUAUGGCUGGAAAUGACUGAGGUUCCAUCGUCUGUGUUCAAAGGUUUGGUGGAUGGCGCUGCUGCGAUGCCGCCAAUUACAGCUUCAGGGAGCCUCUUAUGAGAGGAUUGUAGUGCAGUUGUCUGUAUACAGGGAGAUCGGGCCUUGAGCGCUCUAGAUGAAACUGAUGCUGCGUCGGGUUGUCGUUAUGUACAUCUAUAGAGAUGAAUAGUACUUACAGUUUUGUGGCUUGUUGAUCCAAGUUUCGGGCAGAGCUACAAUUUUCGCCCCGAGGGUUUACACA
This is a messenger RNA of Phragmites australis (common reed), 1480 nucleotides long. Its product is annotated as transcription factor NIGTH1-like. The coding region runs from base 146 to 1213 and encodes 355 amino acids. Gene Ontology annotation, biological process: regulation of DNA-templated transcription. The transcript is spliced from 5 exons. Lineage: Eukaryota; Viridiplantae; Streptophyta; Magnoliopsida; Poales; Poaceae. The record is from RefSeq and is a predicted model, not a curated record. Gene Ontology annotation, molecular function: DNA binding; DNA-binding transcription factor activity.